AUGGAUUCUACAAACCCAACUCAAACCUCAACUUCAACAACCACAACUAUUCCAUCGACAGAUGUAAUAGUCGAUAUAAAUGUCCAAAAAUCAUUGGAAAAAAAACAACAAGAACAAGAACAUAAUAAUCAACAAAUUAUUUCUGACCCACUAGGAACUAUUUCUCCCCAAUUGAACUCAUCAUAUACAGACUCGCCAGAUAUAUCUCUCUCCAAUGCAAAUGGAACUGCCAGUAGCAGUGUAAGAAGUUUAAGUAGCGACAAUAUACUUUUAGACUCUUCAUCUCCUACCCGUGCCACCUCUUGCGGAAGCUUGACAUCAUCAACAUCAAACGAACCAAUCCAACAACAAAAACAACAACCACCACGAACCCAACCAGUCAUUGUCAGCCAUGGCACAUCAAACAAUAAUAAUUUCGACGAAGGCUCAACCAUAUUCUAUAUUAGUAAGAAUCCAGCCCCACGUCCAUCCGUAUCGCCCAUUGAACUCUCACCCACCUCGACAAGCACCAUUUCCACGCCAUCCCCAAAGACCAAAGUAAAAAAGAUACGCAAACCUCGUAGAAAGAGCAUGAGACCCAAAUUCAAUAUACAUGCACCCCUCGUUAUUUCAAUUAUCCAAAUGACUAUUGGACUCGCACUCGUCUUCCCAUUGGUCGUCGGUGUUUUAAUCAGACACAUUGCAUUGUUAAUGUAUGGAGGAUAUGGAAUUCUCCUUGCAUUAUCCUCUGUCGUCGCUAUUUAUGGAACUGUUACUAUUGGAUUGAUGGCCAAGUACCAAUAUAUCGAUUUGGUUAAAAACUGGCAAUCUAGUAUCGCCAUCAUUGCUUGCAUUGGUGUCGUUGCUCUUGUAUGGGCUAUUGCUUGCCUCGUUUGGAUCAAUCCAUUGAUAACCGACAUGUUGAAUGCCAGAUCAAACAAAUUGUCCGAUACCACAGAAACUGAAGAAAAGGAUAUUCAAUCCAUUGUAAACGAUACUCAUGACCUUGAAAAGCUCACUCAAACUGCUAGACCACAAUAUGGUGUAGCAUUACCAGAAAACCCAAUCAUUAUUGCAAUAAGAAAAUUCAACAAAGAUCCAGAUAAAGCAUUAAAUUAUUUAAAAGCUCAAAAUAUUGUACCGAGUGGUAAUCUAAUUAAUUUCUUACAUCAAGAAGAUGGUCUUGAUAAGAAAAAAAUUGGAGAGCUUUUGGGUGGAAAAUUACCAGGAGAGGCCCAACAAAUCGAUAAAAUCAUGGAAUGUUUUGCAAGCAAGUAUACUAGGGACAAUCCAAACUCUUUUGGUGAUCCAAACACAGCCUACAUUCUAGCAUUUUCAAUCAUCUUGUUGAAUACUGACGCGCACAACCCAAACAUUGUCAACAAGAUGGACAAAAAGGCAUUUAUUCGCAACUGCGAUUUCAGAAAAGACAAAAAGUUUGAAUCUGGUUAUCUCAGUUCCAUCUAUGAUAGAAUUGUCAACAAUGAAAUUAAAAUGGAUAAGGAAACUCUAUCAAACAAUGCGAUUUAUAAAGGAUGGUUAUUUAAAUUAUCAUCAAAGAGCAAGAGACAACAUAAACGUUGGUUUGUUGUCAAAAACAAUUGUUUAUACUAUUUUAAAAAUAGUCAAGAUGUUGAUGAGGAUUCACCAAGUGGAAUUAUUCCAUUGGAAUCUUUAUCAGUAAAGAGACUUUCCAAUGAUUCAUUUAUGAUUGAAGAUCCAGAAUUGAAUCAUAUCAAAUCGGUUAAAAUUACAAAGAAUGGACCAGUCCAAGGUCAUUCAACGGUUUUAAUCUUGAAAUGUACAAAAGCAAAAUACAACGACUUGGAUAAAUGGAUAGACACUAUUCGAUCAAACAUGUUGGGGGACCCAGUCCUAAUGCUCAUCAAGAAAAAGAAAGUAUUACUCGAAAAGACUCAUGCAUUUGAAGAAGAAAAUGGUUAUAAUCCUUUAGACCUUAAUCUUGGGGUUCCAUCCCAAACCAACAACAAUAAUAAUAAUCCUUUACAAAGUGAUGACGAUGAUGACCAUCACCUAAACAAUGCUGUCUUAAACUAG
Messenger RNA from Cavenderia fasciculata, 2037 nucleotides. RefSeq lists its product as uncharacterized. The coding region runs from base 1 to 2037 and encodes 678 amino acids. Gene Ontology annotation, molecular function: guanyl-nucleotide exchange factor activity. The transcript is spliced from 6 exons. NCBI's taxonomy places the organism in Eukaryota, Evosea, Eumycetozoa, Acytosteliales, Cavenderiaceae. Gene Ontology annotation, biological process: regulation of ARF protein signal transduction. The record is from RefSeq and is a predicted model, not a curated record.